Psylliodes chrysocephalus is the source of this 3232-nucleotide messenger RNA. The record is from the annotation of a GenBank genome assembly. Lineage: Eukaryota; Metazoa; Arthropoda; Insecta; Coleoptera; Chrysomelidae.
AUUUAUUUAACCAUGAAACCGUUUAAUGGUACCUAGGUACCUAGUGCUUUUCCGUUUUGAAUAUAUUUUUAUUAUUUACUGUGUUUGUGUGUUAAUUCAUAAAUUAAACUCAUCUGUUUUAAAAUGUUCAAACGAAUUUCGGUUUGCGGUUUUCAUAGUUAUAAGGGCUUUUAAAGUUGAAGGUACCUGUUUUGUAAGGUACCUGUCGUUUCCGAUGGUGCACCUGUUCUGAAGUGAUUUAAUUGAUUUGUUAUUAUUAGUUAUUGAAAAUGGAUUAUUUAGGAUGGACCAAAAUUGAAAGUGAAAAUGGUUUUUCGUAUUAUUUCAACAAAACGACUGGUAUCAAGCAAUGGGAUCAUCCAAGAUUUAGAGAAAUUGGACAACGUCUAGAUGACUGCAAUUAUGUCAAAUACUCAAUAUAUAGAGUGGCACUAAAAUUUAGAACUCUUCAAAAUGCAUUAUACAUUGAUGACGUGCCAUUACAAAUUAUAUCCGGUGUUUUUGAAAAACACAGACUUGGUGCCAAUGAAAGUUCUCUGUGCCUAGAAAGUUGUGAACUUGAAGCAGUUUUGUACGAUAUAUACUUCGCUUCCAAUAAGAAAAGUAAUUCUAAUAUCGAUGUUGACUUAGCUACUGAGCUUAUGUUAAAUUUCUUAUAUAACGUAUUUGAUCCAGAUAGGAAAGGAAAGAUACAAGUCUUUUCAACGAAAGUUAUUUUAGCCAUUUUAAGCAAUAGCGAUGUAAAAGAAAUGUAUCGAUAUAUAUUCUUAGAAUGUUCUGAUCACAAUAACUGCAUUACACGACCACGACUGCACUGUUUUUUAUCAAAAAUAAUUGAAGUUAUGUCAUAUUUACACGAAGAUUCGAGUUAUGGACCAAAGUUACUUAAAAUGGCUGUAGAAAAUUGCUUCUUAAAUUCUCCUGGUUUUGUGGGUAUAAACGAGACUAUGUUUAUAUCUUGGGUGGAACUAAAUCCGAAAAUUAUAACUUGGAUUUCUAUACUCCACAGGAUCCGAAUUUCAGAAUCCGUUAUUCAUAUGGUAAAAUGUAAAUCCUGCAAAACUACUCCGAUAAUGGGAUUGUGCUACAAAUGUACAAAAUGUAUACGUUACACGCAAUGCCAGAGGUGUUUCUUCACAGGAAAGAUAAACAACUCUCACAGACUUUCUCAUGCUGUACGGGAAUAUUGCACUUCACUGGACAACACCCACAUUACUAUAAAGAUGCUAAAAAAGAUCGUCGGUGUCUUACAUUGCAAGAAUGAGAAAGACGACUCUGUGAUAGUGGAUACAAAACAAUUUCAAAUUGAUAAACAUUGUGUGGUAUUUAGUAAUGGUAAGGAAUCGAAUGAUAUAAAACCCAUGUCUUCGCCUAAGACUCAACUAAGGCUCGUGAUAAAAAAGCUGGAAAUGCAAACCAAAGAACUACAUCAGUUUUUGGUUUCGGCAAAUUUAAAAGAAAAGGAUAUUUUAAGGUAUUUGGAAGAGCACCGAGGACACAUAGCUGCUCAAGUUGAUAGAUUGAAGCUAUUAAAAGAUUGUAUUUCAUCUAAUUAUCAGUCACCCCACGCUGAAGUCAGAAAAUCUUCCAGGAAACGGCUAAUGGAAUCAACACCGCUAACGACAAAUAAUUACAAGACUAACAGAAGUGAAACUAAAAGUCUGGACAUGCUAAGUCCAAUUAUAUCGUCUGGUGAACUUGAAUUUGAUUUCGACGACAAAUAUGGCAAAGAGUCUGAAGACCAGGAAACCAGCGGCACAAGUGGGAUUUUCAUGGAAGAAAAUGGAACAGUUUCAUAUAAUAUAGACGAUAUCAGCACUUGGAUAGGAGGUUACCCAACAAAUUCAACAACCUCUUCAAACGCCACCAGUACGGACCUAGCGACACGAGCCAAAGCAACUUCCAAAGUGUUCCACAAUGAGCUCGACGAAGCUUUAGCUCAGUUACAACAGAUUUUGGCCAACAACAUCGGUUUGGAAGAUUCUUUGAGCCACAUUGACAAUACGCAUUUGAAGUUUGCCAUGUCGGAAGUCGAAGGUAUGUUAACAUCUUUCAUCGACACCGUCGAAAACAGCAGAUCCAGCUCUGUUAGAUCAAAGAAAACGACGGAUGAAGAGAAUAUUACCCAACUGUAAAGUAUUUUAAAAGUGUAAGAGUAAAUUGUUUUUAUAAAUUGUGUUCAGAGAGGUAAGAAUUUACUAGUAGUUUUAUACAAAAGGGCAAAAGUAACGGUUAAUGUUUUGGCAUCAAACGUUCAUUUUCCAUUCAUCUCUUUCACUCUUAUGGACGUACCCAUGCAGGAAAUUCACGUUUUUGAUGCCGCUACUCAUUUUUGAUUAAAUAAUUUGAAAUUAGAUUCAAAUUAAAAAGAAAACAAUCUACGACUAUGUUUUUUUUUUUCGUGAUUUGUAAAGGAUGUAUUUUUUAAGUUAAAUUGGUUGUUUUACACAGGUCAUAAGUCCCAAAAUAUUCGAGUUUGAGAAGGCAGUGAUUUAUGAUUUUUUAAAGAGAUUUAGAUUGGUUAGUGCAGAUGUUUUUAAAAUAAUUAAAAACAGUACAUCAUGAUUAAAAAGAGCGAGAGUUGAAAAUAUUUAAGAGCGUCUACCUCUUUGUAAGCAGAAUUCAAAACAACAAGGCAAUGUGUACUAGUUGUUUAGAACAUGAUUAAGAACAGCAAGUGCACUUACCCUAGAAUUACCUGUUUAAUUAGGACCAGCUAGUUAAAAUAAAAGUAUUAACAGCUUGAACUCACGGGUUCUUAUAUACCUAACUGAUCUAAAAAAUUUCAAAAUUAAAUAAAAGUGCUUGAUUUCAAAUAUUUUGCAACUCAUGUUCUUUGUAAAGUCACUGAUUUAGGUGACCCAUAUUAAGGAAAGGCAUCAACUUAUAAUUUCCGAUUAGUGUUUGUUUAAACUUCAGAAUGUUUGAAAUAAUAUUGACAAAAAUCGACAGGGAUAUGGGAACGUUCAAUUUUCAAUUGGUUCCAAGAGAUGGCAGUGAUAGUUGAACUAGAUUAACUUAGUGUUUCAUAAUGAUUUAAAUAUUAAUUUUAUCCAUUAAAUAUUUUGAUUGCUAAAAACGAAACUGUUUAUAAAACAUUCUGCCGGUAAUAUCACGUGGUGUUGUGCGAUAUCCAAAAAUAGGGAAAAUGAAAUCUCGAAAUUAAAAAUUAUGAAAUUUUCAAUCUGUGUAUGUUAUUUUAAUUUUUAACUGAAUCUAUCAAUUUUGGAUU